GCCAAAAUAUUGAUAAAAUCGAUAAAAAUGAUGAAAAUCUAAUCAAUGUUGAUGAUGAUGACGGAAAUAUUAAAAUGGAUUAUCAUUUUAAUCCAUUAUAUGUGAUUAGUGAUAGAAAUUCUUGUCAGCAACAACAACAACAACAAGAUCAGGAAUCAUUAUCAAUAAGAAAUAAUGAUGAUCGACCAAUUUAUUUAUCAUCAACAUCAUCAACAACAUUUGGUCAGGAAUUUUUUCAAUCACCACCAUUACCACCAAAUGAUCAAUAUGGUUUGAUUUAUAUUUCAUUAGUUAUGGCCGGUAUUGGUUUUCUUCUUCCAUACAAUAGUUUUAUGAUUGCUGUUGAUUAUUUUCAACAAAGAUUUCCGGAUACGACAAUAAUUUUCGAUAUGUCAGCAACAUAUAUUGUAAUAACAUUUUUCACUGUGAUUAUACAGAAUUUAUUUGUUGAAAUUAUACCAUUUCGUUGGCGUUUAAAUUUUGGUUAUCUUAUUUCAUUAUUAUUUAUGAUGUUUGCUGUGAUUUGGGAAAUUUGGUUACGUUUAGGUACAUAUUUAGAUAAUUUAAUUAUUAUUAGUAUAAUUGCUGUUGGUUGUUCAAUACAACAAUCAACAUUUUAUGGUUAUACAUCGAUGUUACCGAAAAGAUAUGUACAAGCUGUGAUGACUGGUGAAUCGGCUGCUGGUGUUUUUGUUUCAUUCAAUCGUAUUAUAACCAAAAUACUUUAUCCAACUGAACCAGAAUUCAAUACGAUAUUAUUUUUUUCAAUAUCAAUCAUUGUGAUUAGUAUUUGUGCCAUUAUACAUGUUGUUAUAUUACCACGUAGUGAUUUUAUUCGUUAUUAUUUAUUUAUUUGUUAUGGUAACCAAAACAAUGUUGAUAAUAAUCAUCAAAAUGGUCGUUUAAAAUUUGAUGAUGCAAAAAUAAUUAAUCAAAUUAAUGAAAAUGUUAAUCUUGUUAAUAUGUAUCAUCGAAAAGAAUCAGAAGCAAUAAUGAAUUUAUCAAUAAAUUCGGAUUCGAAUCUUAUUAAUCAACAAUCACAAAUUCGACCAUCGAUACUAUCGAUUGAUUCACAGCAACAAUCGACAACCGGAACAAAUUCGAAACCAAUUUUAUUAUCAAAUAAUAAUCGUCAAAUAAAUUUACAAACUAAAGUACAAAAUAUACUACGUACUGAUUCAACUGAAUUUGUUUUUGUUGUUUUUGAAUUUAGUUUAAUUUUUCUUUCUUUUGUUUUUUUUCGCAGUGAUAAAAAUCUACGAAAAUUAUUUACAACAUUAUAUCAUAAAUAUCAAAUACGUCGUGAUAUAAUCAAACAAAUAUGGCCAUUUAUUUUCACUAUAAUAAUUGUCUAUUCAGUUACAUUAACAAUAUUCCCUGGUAUUGAAUCGGAAAUUUAUUCAUGUCGUUAUGGUGAUUGGUUCCCGAUCAUAUUAAUGGCUAUAUUUAAUUUGACCGAUUUUUUUGGCAAAUUAAUAUCGACAUUAUUUUUUCGUAUUAAUCCAAAAUAUUUACUAUUAUUUGCUUCGAUUCGUUUCAUAUUAAUACCAUUAUUUGCAUGGUCAAUAAUGCCACGUUCUGAACCAUUUUUUUCCAAUACAUUUUGGCCAAUUUUAUUUUCAAUACUUUUAGGUACAACAAACGGUAUAUUUGGUUCAUUACCAAUGAUAUUGGCACCAUUUAAAGUUAGUGAACAAUGGCGUGAAAUAACUGGAAAUUUAAUGACAUUUUCAUAUGUAAUUGGUUUAACGGCCGGUUCAUUUGCUUCUUAUUCACUUAAUAAUUGGACAUUGUCAUCAUCAUCAACGUCAAUGUCAAAUCAUAUUCAACAUUAUUGUCCAUCCGAAUCGAUAAUAACAUCGGAUACAAUCGAAACAACCACAACCGCCAAUUUAGUACCUUUAACAAAUAUUUUAUUCAACAAUAAUACUUUAGUAUCAUCAUCAUUAUCAACAACAACAAUUUCAACGCCAAUCAAUUUGACAACAACAACAACAAUGAUGAUGAUCAAUUCUAUAACCAGCACCUUAAAUUUAGCCACAACAACAACAACAACACCAGCAAUGACAACAACAACUAUUUCAUCGAUGAUUAUAGAUCCAUCCAUUUGAUCUAUCUAUUGAUUCAUUUUUUAUUUAUUUAUUUGUUUUCAUUGCUUUUUUUUUUGUUUGGUGAGAGGGAAAACUGUAAUUUCAAACAACG
Dermatophagoides pteronyssinus (European house dust mite) is the source of this 2202-nucleotide messenger RNA. RefSeq names its product equilibrative nucleoside transporter 3 (gene Ent3). Gene Ontology annotation, molecular function: monoamine transmembrane transporter activity; nucleoside transmembrane transporter activity. Lineage: Eukaryota; Metazoa; Arthropoda; Arachnida; Sarcoptiformes; Pyroglyphidae. The record is from RefSeq and is a predicted model, not a curated record. Gene Ontology annotation, cellular component: plasma membrane. Gene Ontology annotation, biological process: nucleoside transmembrane transport.